Molecule: messenger RNA, 3117 nt
Organism: Arachis ipaensis
Lineage: Eukaryota; Viridiplantae; Streptophyta; Magnoliopsida; Fabales; Fabaceae
Product: MIF4G domain-containing protein / MA3 domain-containing protein
Biological process (GO): mRNA splicing, via spliceosome
Cellular component (GO): catalytic step 2 spliceosome
Molecular function (GO): protein binding; RNA binding
Source: RefSeq, a predicted model, not a curated record
CCAGCCACCGUCACCCCAGCCGCCGCCACUCUUCUCCUCCUCAUCGUCUCUGUGAUCGUCGUCGUCGGCAGUGACAGAGGGUGCCGUCGUCGUCCUCGAUCCUCUUCUCCUCUUCUCCUCUACGUCACGCGAACUGUUGCUCUAUCCUCUUCAAGCGCGUCCUCUCCUCCGUGAAUCUCUGCCCGGAGCCUCGCCGUGGAAUCUCCGCUCGGCGCCUCGCCGUCGCAAACUGAUCCACUCCCGAGCUCACUCUGUCACCGCCGUUCCUCCCUCGCCGUGUCUCUGAAAGGGGCAGCUGCUAAUGAAGUCAAAAGGGGAUAGGGACAGGAAAUGCCAUGAUUCUGAAGAAGACAACAGCAAUCUGCCCAGGAAAUCAGGAGGAGAUAUGGAUGGGAGUCAAAGAGCUGAAAAGGGACUACAUACGACCCAGUUCAGAGGAGAAGAGAACAGAGAGCUGCACAGGAAAACAGAAAGGGAUGGGAAUAGGAGGAAUAGAGAUGGAAGGGAUGGUGCCCAUCAUGAUUCAGGGGAAGAAGAUGGGGAGCUGCCCAUGAAAUCAGAAAAGGAUAGGGAUGUGAUGCAAAGAUUUGAAAGGUAUGGUGCACGUCACGAUUCAGAUGAAGAAGAGGGUGAGCUUCGCAUGGACUCAGAAAGGGAAAGGAAGCGUCAUGAUUCGGAAGAUGAUAGGGAGCUGGUUAAGUUGAUAGGGAUCAAUUUAGGAAAUCAGAAAGGAAUAGGGAUAGAAGGCAUAGAUCUGUAAAGGAUGGUGCCAGGUAUGAUUCAGAGGAUGAUGAUGAGGACCUGAACAGGAAAUCAAAAAGGGAUAUGAGGUAUAGAGGUGAAAGAGAUGAUGAUGAUGAUGAGAAGGGUCAGAGAGAUAAUGGGAGAGAAGAUAAUAGGAAGAAAGAGGAUGGACCUCGAAGGAUAGUUGAAAACACAAGACCAAGACAGUCAACAAUCCCAGAAGGUAACCUGAAUGGUGAUGCAUCUAAACUGGGAAAGAGGGGUGGUGUUUACAUUCCUCCAUUUAAGUUGGCUCGGAUGAUGAAAGAAGUUCAGGACAAAAGCAGUGCUGAGUAUCAACGGUUAACAUGGGAUGCUCUGAGAAAGAGCAUUAAUGGGCUGGUGAACAAGGUUAAUGCUACUAAUAUAAAAAACAUAAUUCCAGAGUUGUUUGCAGAGAACUUGAUUAGGGGAAGAGGCCUAUUCUGUCGGUCAUGUAUGAAAUCUCAGAUGGCAUCGCCAGGAUUUACAGACGUCUUUGCGGCAUUAGUUGCUGUUGUGAAUACCAAGUUUCCCGAGGUAGGCGAUCUUUUGCUUAGAAGGAUUGUUUUGCAGCUUAAGAGAGCUUACAAGCGGAAUGACAAGCCCCAAUUACUAGCUGCUGUUAAAUUUAUAGCACAUCUGGUGAAUCAGCAAGUGGCUCAUGAGAUCAUUGCUCUAGAGUUGCUCACAGUUUUGCUGGAGAAGCCUACGGAUGAUAGUGUUGAAGUAGCGGUUGGGUUUGUAACAGAAUGUGGGUCAAUACUGCAGGAUCUGUCACCCAAAGGUCUUCAUGGUAUCUUUGAGCGUUUUCGUGGAAUUCUUCAUGAAGGAGAAAUUGACAAACGUGUUCAGUUUCUGAUUGAAGGCCUAUUUGCUAUAAGAAAAGCCAAGUUUCAGGGUUAUCCAGCUGUUCGUCCUGAACUAGACCUUGUGGAGCAGGAGGAUCAAUUAACUCACGAAGUCUCAUUGGAUGAGGAAAUAGAUCCAGAAAUUUCUCUUGAUAUUUUCAAGCCAGACCCUAAUUUCCUGGAGAAUGAGAAGCGUUAUGAAGAGCUGAAGAAAACUAUACUGGGUGAGGAAUCUGAGGAUGAGGAAGGCUCUGAUGCAGAGUUGGACGAUGAUGAUGAUGAAGAUGAUGAAUCCAAUGAAGAAGAUGAUGAGGAAAGCAUGCAAAUCAAAGAUGAAACAGAGACAAACCUUGUUAACCUUAGAAGAACAAUUUACCUAACAAUUAUGUCCAGUGUAGAUUUCGAGGAAGCUGGUCACAAGCUUCUGAAAAUCAAGCUAGAGCCUGGGCAAGAGAUGGAAUUAUGCAUUAUGCUUUUGGAAUGUUGCAGCCAAGAGAGAACAUAUCUCCGAUAUUAUGGUCUUUUGGGGCAGCGUUUCUGCAUGAUCAAUAAAGUAUAUCAAGAGAAUUUUGAGAAGUGCUUUGUCCAGCAGUACUCAAUGAUUCACCGGCUUGAAACAAACAAGCUACGAAAUGUGGCUAAAUUCUUUGCUCACCUACUUGGGACAGAUGCUCUGCCUUGGCAUGUUUUAUCGUACAUACGCUUGACUGAAGAGGACACGACAUCUUCCUCCCGUAUAUUCAUCAAGAUCCUCUUCCAGGAAUUAUCAGAGCAUCUUGGCAUCCGACUGCUAAAUGAGCGGUUAAAUGAUUCAACAAUGCAGGACUCCUUUGAGUCUAUCUUUCCAAAAGAUAACCCAAAGAACACCCGGUUCUCCAUUAACUUCUUCACAUCCAUUGGACUUGGUGGUCUUACAGAGAACUUGCGUGAGUAUUUGAAGAAUAUGCCGCGUCUUAUCAUGCAACAACAGAAACAAGUUUCAGAUUCUGAAUCUGAUGAUGAGUCAGGGAGUUCAAGUUCAUCUGAUUCAGGAACAGCUAGUUCUGAAUCAGAGUCUGACUCAUCAAGUUCUGAUGAAAGUGAUAGUGAUAGGGACAAAAGGCGAAGAAAGCGGAGAAGAAAGUGAAGCAAACGAAUUUAUUUCCUUGUCCAGGGUCCUUGCCUCUGUAAAACUGUAUUAUGAGGGCUUAGUAUGCUGUCCGGUUUUGAAUUUUGUUAAGAUCAAUAUUUUCAUAGAACUUGCUCUGCUUUGAACUUUUCUCAUCCCAAACCACCAAAGUAGAAUUUGUAAGCUGUAGUAACUUGGGGUGAUAUAAUAAUUUAGUUGAUCGUAGUGUUCAAGCCGUUUCUUUGUCAUGCUUAGUUGCUACAGAUGAGGUUCUUUCUUCUUUGCACUGUCAUCGUUUCUAACAUUGGUUAUUAGUUUUGCUCGAGGCUUGUUGACGUGAUGUGAUGAUUGUGUUGCACAAUUAUAUUUCAGUUCUUUCAGCAUUUUCAUGUCUUA